AACGCAGAAAAAUUGACUUAUUUCCAGAAUCCUUACAGUAUAUCAUCUACCAGGUAAUGUUUUUUUGCUUGGGGAGAGGGGACUUCUUCAAAAGAAGGCAUGCUCUCAUGUCGCUUUGAAGUUUAGAAAACGCUGCAUUAGGGCGGUGAUGAGAUGAGUCAGAAUGGAGGAGGCAAGGUAUGGAGCGAGCAGGCGGUGUGGACGCUCCUCAGCAUCUACGAGGACAAAUGGAGGCAAGUAGAGUGGGGCAACCUCAAAGCCAGGCACUGGGAGGAGGUAGCCACCACUUUUGCGGCGGCCGGGGGCUUGCGCUGCCUGCCAAAAUCUCCGCUCCAGUGCAAGAACAAGGUGGAGGACCUCAAGAAGAAGUUCAAGGAGAAGAUGCACAAGGGCUCCUCCUCCUCCUCCUCAAAGUGGCCUUACUUUGCUCGAAUGGACGCCAUGUUUGCGAGCGCUGCCAGGGGAUUGAUAGCCCAGGAAGGAGCUGCCGCCGCCGCCACUGCCACUGCCACCGCUGCUGCGUAUAACGGCGACUUUGGAUCCGCCAGGCACCACCAUUUCUCCUCCUUGGACGAUACAAACACCGAGGUGAAUGGCGACGAGUUUGACGAAGAUGGUGGAAACGAGAGCCAUCGGGGUGGUGGUGGUGAUGGGAAUCACAACGAGUUUGAAGAGGAGGACGAAGACGCAGAAGGAGAAGAGGAGGACGAAGAGGAAGAGGUGGAGGAAGAGCUCUCCAACUUCGAUGCUGGUUUGAAGAGGAAGCCACGGGCGCUGGCGAACAGGAGGAAGAAGACGAGGUGUGGCGGCGGCUCGAUGAGGCGAUGUGGAAGCUCUUGGCUGGCCAAGGACGCUCUCGUAGCUCUGGUUGCUUCGCUUGGGGAGUCAGUGGUGAGGAUCGAGAGGUCCAAGCUGGAGUCGCAGAGGCAGCUGCUGUUGAUGCGAGCCCAGGCGGAGAACAGGCGGAUCGAGAUGGAAGCCAAGAGUCACGAUAUGUUUAUCACCUUGCAGCUCCAGCUUGCGCAGCUCAUAGCACAGAGAGACCAUAUCUAGGCCAAUUCCCUGGACGCAAAAAUCAGUGUUUUUUUAAAAGAGAGAGCUUUUGGCGAGUG
Selaginella moellendorffii is the source of this 1112-nucleotide messenger RNA. Its product is annotated as trihelix transcription factor ASIL2-like. Gene Ontology annotation, cellular component: nucleus. The record is from RefSeq and is a predicted model, not a curated record. Gene Ontology annotation, molecular function: transcription cis-regulatory region binding. The transcript has a single exon. NCBI's taxonomy places the organism in Eukaryota, Viridiplantae, Streptophyta, Lycopodiopsida, Selaginellales, Selaginellaceae. The coding region runs from base 154 to 1053 and encodes 299 amino acids.